Messenger RNA from Phlebotomus papatasi, 6072 nucleotides. RefSeq lists its product as uncharacterized. Gene Ontology annotation, biological process: proteolysis; DNA integration. NCBI's taxonomy places the organism in Eukaryota, Metazoa, Arthropoda, Insecta, Diptera, Psychodidae. Gene Ontology annotation, molecular function: aspartic-type endopeptidase activity; nucleic acid binding; zinc ion binding. The record is from RefSeq and is a predicted model, not a curated record. The transcript has 3 exons. Bases 1 to 6072 code for a protein of 2023 amino acids.
AUGUUUGUGAGCAUUAUUGACAAUGAUCCCAAGCUAUCCAAGGUGCAAAAAUUGCAAUACCUCAUGUCAUAUGUAAAAGACAAUGCUAAACGGAUAAUUUCUACCCUCUCCAUCACCGAAGAAAACUAUGAGGUGGCGUGGGCUGCGCUCGUCAAAGAAUAUGACGACAAAUUUACUAUUGUAAAUUCCCAAAUUGAACGAUUCUGCAAUAUCUCAAAUGUGACCUCUCCCACAGCUUCUGCUAUCACUGAGCUAUAUUCCACAGCCGGCUCAGUGCUAAACUCCCUUGAUGCGCUCGACGUCAAAGGUCGCGAUCCUUGGAUAAUUUAUUUCCUCCUGUCCAAGUUAGAUCAAGAGACCAAGAGACUUUGGUCAAUAGAAUCGGCUGAUAAGAUCCCUACAUGCGAUGAUUUUUUGUCUCUUUUAAAUACUCGAAUUCGAUCCCUGAGGUUAUGUCAAACCAUGCCAAGUGCGCCAUUAGACAACUCAUCAAAGGCUCCCAGUUCAAGGCCACCAUUUUCCCACCAAAAUAAAUCUUACAACUCCAAAACAAAUCAGGCAAACGUCCUUGCAGCUGCAGCGUCAAAUCCCUGUCCUGCAUGCAAUAAUUUUGAUCAUAAAGUCUUUAAAUGUCCCACUUUCCUUAAUAUGGCACCACCAGAGAGACUGGCGUUUGUUCGCCAGAAAAAUCUUUGCAGGAAAUGCCUCAUCAGCACUCAUUCCAGCAAGGACUGCACAUACUUUACAUGUAGACGGUGCUCCAGCCACCACAACACACUUUUACAUGAAUCUUUUUACCCCAAUAACUCUGACUCCCCAAGACCUGCUCAAGCUUCGCCUUAUACAUCCUCAACCCCCACCACUGGUCCUCAAGUUGCCUCAGUCGUACAGGAUACUCUACCAAAUCCUGAGCCUUCAACGUCUUCCAACGAAUCUCCUGAUCACACAGCACUAGUGACUCAAUUGAACGCGUCUGCCAUAAAUUCCACACCUCAGGUCGGAUGCAUUCCCAGGAGAGUUUUCUUGGAAACGGCAGUGGUGCACGUCCUGGAUCGCAAUGGAAUACCCACACAGUGUCGCGCACUUCUAGAUUCAGGCGCGCAGGUCAACCUGAUUUCCCAGUCCCUAUAUCAACGUUUAAAACUACCAAGAACCUUAUCAAACAUUUUCAUUGGAAGUGUGGUUCAGGGAGGAGCACGAUCGAAGUACCAAACCGACUGUACUGUUCGAUCAUUGGUGGACGAUGUCAAUUUUACAAUGUCUUGCCAAAUAGUAACCUCGGUGCUUGAACAGAAAAUCCCUAAUUGGGACAUGAAGGAAAAUCACCUAAAAAUCCCCACCGAUAUCAAACUGGCCGAUCCCACUUGGUCCGUAUCCCAGCCCAUCGAGUUGCUAAUUAGCAACGAAUUUUAUAAUGAUUUACUUUCUGGGGCACUUAUUAGGCUGGGUCCCGGGCUGCCAGUUUUAAAAGACUCGUGCUUGGGAUGGAUAAUCUCAGGUCCAUUCCAAGCGGGACCUGAUCCCCAAUCUAACCCUGUUGUUGCCACAACCCUUGCGUCAAUUGACACUACCCUCAAGAAAUUUUGGACCUCCGAAGAAGUCGAGCCACCUCGACACUCAGACCCUGAUCACUUGAAGGUGGAAGAAUUAUUCCGUAAUACCACGAUUCGUGAUUCUACUGGCCGCUACGUCACCCAUAUUCCUUUUAAGCCCAGUCUUGCCAGGCUUGACACAAACCUGCCAAACGCCACCAAGCAAUUUUUGUCGCUGGAGGCCAGGUUGAAAAAAAAUCCCACAUUGAAAACCAACUAUGAUAAGGCGAUGACUGAAAAUUUCACGCUCCAAUUCUUUGAAGAAGUCCCAGAUGAUGAGCUGAACCGACCUUCCUAUUACUUACCCCAUCACGCGGUCGUAAAAAACACUGAGACGUCCAGAAAAACAAGGAUCGUGAUGAACGCAAGUUCUAAAAGCCAAACAGGUCUCAGCCUCAAUGAUGUCGCAAUGAUGGGCCCUACAGUCCAGCCCGACAUCAUAGAAAUCCUCUUACGAUUCCGCAUGAAUGAGUUUGCUUUCGCAUGUGACAUUGAAAAAAUGUAUCCGCAAAUCCUCAUUCAUCCUCCCCACCGGGACUACCAUCGAAUCUUGUGGAGAUUCCACCCAGACCAACCCAUAAAACAUUAUAGAGCCAGAGGGGUUUGUUUUGGUGUAACCUCUUCCCCUUUCUUGGCUACUCGAACCUUGAAUGACCUUUCUGAGAAUGGCAAAUAUACUCAUCCUUUAGCCAGUCAUAUUCUCACGCAUAAUUUCUAUGUUGACGAUUGCUUGGUGUCCGUGCCAUCAAUCGACGAUGCUGUUCAGGCCAUCAAACAAUUAAAAGACCUAUUGGCAAGCGCUGGUAUGAAAUUGGCAAAAUGGAACUCUAAUGAGUCCAGUAUAGUUGCUUCCUCUUCCUCUGAUCCCAAACAGGAUUUUUCUUCCACUUGCUCUUCUGCGCUUGGCAUGACAUGGAAAUCAGCUGAGGAUCAUUUUCUUUAUAAAUUGUCUAUGGAUUUCGCUACAGCUCGUACCAAGAGAGAAAUUCUAGCCUGUGUGGCUUCACUAUAUGACCCAUUGGGUUUAAUAGGUCCGACAGUGGUCCAUGGAAAAUUAAUCCUUCAAAUCAUGUGGAAGCAUGAGCUUGGAUGGGAUCAACCCAUCCCCGACAAUAUCCUUGUGGAGUGGACGCGUUACGCCAAAGCUCUGCCAGCUAUUGAAGAUCUAACCAUUCCACGCUGGAUAUCUAACAUUUCUGGUUCCACAUUAAAGGAAAUUCACGUAUUCACGGAUGCCAGCUCAUAUGCUUAUGGCGCUGUCGCAUACGCGAUCUCAGAGGAUUCCCAUGGUCAUAUAUCAUCUCAAAUUCUUAUUGCAAAAUCUCGAAUUGCACCCACCGAGCUUCCCACUAUACCCCGUCUCGAGCUUUGCGCUGCUUUACUCGGGGCACGUCUUCUCAGCAAAAUUCGCAAAGCUAUCUCUUUCACAGAUUACUUUAUGUGGACCGAUUCCACUAUUGUUCUGGGUCAAAUUCGAUCUAAACGUAUCAGACUCGAACAGUAUAUUCUGAGUAGAAUUACCGAAAUACAGGCGUUGACCGAUGUUCACAAGUGGAGCCAUGUUCCAACAAAUUUGAACCCAGCUGACAUAAUUUCACGUGGCAUGUUCCCAGAAGAGCUUAAAAAUGCUACAUUGUGGUGGAACGGCCCAAGCUUUGUUACUCAAUCUAUAAAAAUGUGGCCAAUUGAUCCAACUAGGAGUUUAGCAGAACAAGUAGCAAUGGCAGCUGUUCCAUACGAGAAAAACCUCCAUCCCAUUGAAAUAAUCCUAUCCAGAUCCAACAACUUCCGCAAAGUCAAGCGCAUCCUUGCUUAUGUCCUGCGCAUAGCUUCCAAAAUCAAGACGACCUUAUCCUUAACCCCUAUCGAAUUAGAUCGAGCAGAGAAGAUGCUCAUCACCUAUGCCCAAAACACGUACCUUAGUGGGGUAAAGCUGGCUAUCGAAAGGGGAAGGCUGUCCACCACUCGGGCCUUCCGGCACCUUUGGCCACUCAGCCUCUUUGUUGAUGACCAUGGCAUAAUACGUGUAGGCGGGAGACUGAAGAAUUCUUCAGAGGGAUACGAUAUUCGUCACCCCAUCUUAUUGCCCAAAUGCAACAUCACUCACAUGAUUGCCCUUCAACUACACCAAGAUUAUCAACACAUCGGUCCCCAAUCGCUGCUAGCGACCCUGAGGCAGAAAUAUUGGCCGCUCGGUUCAAGAGAUAUCACCAGAAAGGUUUGCCGUUCAUGUAUCACAUGCUUCAGGAACAAACCCAUCCUUCUUAACCAACUUAUGGGCAAUCUGCCAUCAGAUAGAGUCACUCUCACCACUCCAUUCACUACGUGUGCUUGUGAUUUUUGUGGACCGGCUAUUCACUUGGAGGUUGUAGGAGAUCUUACCACCAACUCCUUUAUAGCUGCUCUAAGACGGUUCAUUUCGCGUCGCUCUGCCCCAUCGCAAAUUUAUUGUGACAACGCCACUAAUUUUCGUGGAGCGGAUGCCAUAUUAAAACAACUUUUCAUUCAGCUAAAGUCUGAAAACAGUUUCCACGACGAAUGUGUAGCUAAGGGCAUCACCUUUCACUUCAUGCCCCCAAGAUCUCCUCAUCACGGCGGGCUUCACGAAGCGGCUAUCAAAUCCCUCAAAUACCACCUACGCAGAGAAAUUGGAAAUACUAUAUUAACCUUUGAAGAACUGUCCACUGUGGUUUGCCAGGUAGAAGCUAUUUUGAAUAGCAGACCCUUGACCCCAUUAACAGAGGAUCCCAACGAACCUGCUGCCAUGACUCCAGGGCACUUCCUUAUUGGAAAACCUCUAAAUAUGUUGCCAGAAAUCAAUCUUACCACUAUUCCGCCUCAUUCUCUUACUCGAUGGCAGCUUUGCCAAAAACUUCUGCAGCAUUUUGCAGCCAGGUGGAGAAAGGAAUACCUCCAAACACUUCAACCUAAAAAAAAAUGGUUCACCCCUCAGGACAACCUCAAACCAGGUGAUAUGGUCAUUCUUCAGGAAGAUCAGGCUGCUCCCAGUCAUUGGCCUAUGGGCAUUGUUGAGGCCACAUAUCCUGGGGGGGACGGAAAAUGUCGGGUCGCCAAAAUACGAACGACAAAGGGCACCUACCAACGGGCAAUACAGCGGGUUGCCAAAUUACCAAUGGAGGGAUUACCACCCUCAGAAUUCCCGCCCGGAGCAUUGCCUUUGCCCCCGGAUCCCAAAGGAGCUUGUGUUAAAAGUGAUCCUUCAACACUCCCUCCCUCGACCCCAAAGAGGGCGAGGAGCUCGGAUGAGGAGUGCGGCCCUAGAACUAGAAAAGUUUCUCGUGAGGAAGUGCCAUUUACACCAUCCCCUCUUGGGUCCAGUGAUAGUGACAGUGAGAUAAGAGACUCAAUAAUCAUGCCCAAUAUUUUUGAGCAUCUAAAAGAUGAUGACAGUGGGGACGCUCCCAGUGCAUCCAAUGUCCAGAGGAGGUCAUUACCUCCUCCACUCAUUAUAAAUCAUGCUGACGCAAAAAAUCAUGCAGUUUUGGAAUGUCUGCGCAAGUUGAUUCCGAGCAAAUUCCACUCGAAGUAUAUGAGCAUUGGGCUCAAAUUACAACUUCUUGACAACAGUGCAUAUAAAGAUAUUAAAGACACUUUGAUUAAAAUGAACAUCAAGUUCUACACCCACGAUAUGAAGAGUGAGAGUAUGAAGAAGUACAUCUUAACAGGUCUCCCUGAGAUCAGCAGCUUGGAGUCUGAGGUCAUCUCAGAAAUGAAAGAUGUCUAUGGAAUUACACCGAAGGAAGUGAGAAAAAUCCCGCCAAAAAAUAGGCGAUAUUCAGAUGAUUGCAUCUUAAUAGUUAUUUUUGACAAAAAUGGUCCAAGUCUUAAUGACCUACUUAAGAUCCAAUACAUCUACAAUGUAAGAGUUAAAUGGAGCCACUUUAAGCCAAAACCCAGAGGACCCACCCUCUGUGAUAAAUGUUAUCUCUUCGGCCACGGAGCCAAAAAUUGCUUCAUGGAGGUUUGCUGCAAACGGUGCAGUGGCCCACAUGGUGUGGAUGAAUGUCCUUUUAAAGCAAAGUUUAAGUGCCGAAACUGCGAAGGACCUCAUGCUGCUGAUGAUCCCGACUGUCCGGCGAAAACGAAAUUUCUAGCUAUGCGACAACGGUUGAGCCAAAACAAGCGUAACCCCCGCUCCCGUAGAUUUUCUUCUACCAAUGAAAGACAACCAACAUCGCGUAGGAGCUCCAUAGUUCAGGAUAGACGUGCACCACCACCCACCGCGAGAGACUUUCCUCGCCCAGACUUUUUGACUGAGCAACCUGCUAGAAAACCAGAAGGCGCUUGGGGCGGCAGAGACUUUGAUCGACCAUUCAGCAGGUCUGACAGCAACCUAUUUACUGCACAGGAGAUCCUUGCUAUCUCCAAAGAGCUCAUCAGUGGCCUGAGGAGGUGCAGGAGCAAGAGUGAACAACUGGACUUAAUGUUCACCAUUACUGUCAAAUACCUGAAUGACUAA